Cynara cardunculus var. scolymus (artichoke) is the source of this 1441-nucleotide messenger RNA. Its product is annotated as probable serine/threonine-protein kinase PBL17. Lineage: Eukaryota; Viridiplantae; Streptophyta; Magnoliopsida; Asterales; Asteraceae. Gene Ontology annotation, biological process: protein phosphorylation. The transcript has 6 exons. The record is from RefSeq and is a predicted model, not a curated record. The coding region runs from base 179 to 1288 and encodes 369 amino acids. Gene Ontology annotation, molecular function: ATP binding; protein kinase activity.
CUGGAUGGGAGUUUUCUUGAAAUACUGAGAUAAGAUGGAAAAAUGGCGUUAAAGAGAUACAUAGAGAUUGAUGUUUUGACUUUUUCUACAGUCAAAACUGACAAAUCUUUAGCCAACAACAGUUUGUGAGAAAUGUGAAUCUUGAUUGUCGAUUCUUCUGUAAAUUCAUUAUCCACUGAUGGGUGUUUGUUUCAGUUCUGAGUAUGAUGAACAACAUCAUGCUUUCCAGACCAAGAAAGGUGAAAUUGGACCACAUCUAACCAAAGAAAGAUGUACAUCCCUGAUCAAACCAAGCAACAUGGAGUUACCUCAUACAGCAAGUCCUAGAUAUGCAAUGGUGAUCACCAAAGAUGUUAAAGAUCUUCGGGAGAAUCCUGGAUACAGUAAUCUUGAUAUCUUUACGUACGAAGAGAUGCGAAUUGCCACCAAUCUGUUUCGACCAUAUCAAGUUUUAGGUCAAGGUGGUUUUGGGAUCGUUUAUAAAGGUGUUAUAGAUGAGAAUGUGAGACCUGGUUAUUCCAAAAUACAAGUUGCCAUUAAGGAGCUUGAUCCAGAAGGAAUCCAAGGUGAUGGGGAAUGGCUGGCUGAAGUCAACUAUUUAGGACAGCUGCAACACACUAAUGUAGUGAAGCUUAUCGGUUACUGCUGUGAGGAAGAUCACCGCCUUUUAGUGUACGAGUAUAUGGCAUUUGGCAGCCUGGAAAAUCACCUUUUUCGGCGAGUAUCUGCUACACUAACGUGGUCGAAGAGAAUGAAGAUAGCUUUGGAUGCUGCAAAAGGGCUUGCUUUUCUUCAUGAUGCAGAAAGGCCUGUUAUCUAUCGAGAUUUCAAAACAUCAAAUAUCUUGUUAGAUGCGGACUUCAAUGCAAAAUUGUCGGAUUUUGGGCUUGCGAAGAAUGGGCCGAUUGGAGAACAAACUCAUGUAACGACGCGAGUUAUGGGCACUUACGGAUAUGCAGCUCCCGAGUAUAUCAUGACGGGACACUUGACAGCUAGAAGUGAUAUAUAUGGCUUUGGAGUGGUGCUUCUUGAGAUGUUGAUUGGGAGAAAAGCCAUGGACAACAGCAAGCCUAGCCAUGAGCACAACCUGGUCGAUUGGGCUAGACCGCUCCUAAUCCACGAAAAGAAACUUUUGAGAAUACUCGAGCCUAAAAUGGAAGGUCAAUACUCAUCCAAGAUCGCUCUCAAAGUUGCCAAUUUGGCUCACCAAUGUAUUAGCCAAAACCCAAAAGGUAGGCCAGAUGUAGGCCAUAUUGUUCAAGUACUUGAAUCUCUUCAGACCAACUAGGUUGGUCUGAAAGAGGCUCGUGUUCAGACUUGAUGAACACAAAGAACAAUGAAAACAAGCUCCCGAAGGGGACUUGGUAAAAGCAGGAGUUGUUAAGAGAUGAACUCAAGUUUAUGCAUGCUUUGUUGAUCUGGUUAGUGGAAGUUUUCUACC